AGGAAAGCUCAAUCGGAUGGGUAGGCUGGCAUUCGCGGACUUCUUUCAUCUGUAUGGAUGGUCGAGAAGUAUGCUGAAAGUAAAUCUUCAAGUUAGAAAGAACAUCCAUCACGUUAUCUUGCUCCUGGGGAUAAUUUGGACUGUUCCUGCAGGACUAUGGUUUAAUGGGAUGGUGCAUUGCGUUACGGUAUGCCGAAUUGUCGUGGAACGAAGUAUACGAUAUAGGCUGUUAAUUCUUGUUGAUACUGCAAAUAUUUUUGAGUGCAUUUAAUAUAUGUAUAGCACGAAGGAUCAAUCCUGGAUUCUGUGAUACGUGAUCAUGUGACUUGACUCUGAACUUGUGUCUUGAUUUAAUUCCGUUACGUUCUGCUGUGUUUAUGGAGUACAUGAGAAUCUACGAACUGAGAGAUAUGCAAUUUAUUCGGUGACCUGAUAUUUAUCUUGGUAUUCGGUAGGAGCAUGAUGAUGAUGCUUAAUUUGGAAGCUUCUCUCGACUAGACAAUUUACGGGAGUAUUUAGCUUUGAUUUUGCUUUAACAGCUGAUCGACACUUCUAGUAAACUGCAGUUCGAUUGUCUGAGCAGAAGGACAAUACUCGACAACAGACAAGCCACCAACAUUGAAAUUAAUUUUAAAAGUAGGAGGCAGUAGUGGCACUCCUGAACACGGUAACGAGUCGCCCAGUCAGUCCACCAUGUUGUCCCAACAUUAUCAACAACAAUUGGGUCUUUAUUCGGUCACCCAAGGAGAAUCGGAGUACGACAGGUAUAUGGGCCACAAGAAACUGAAGAAGAAAAAGAAAAAGAAGGAUAAGAGACACAAGCAUCAUCACAAGGAUAAAAAGAGACGUAGAGAGGAAUCCAGUCAAGAAUCAGUUGGUGAUGGGGAUGAGAGUCUCAUAGAGGCUCCUAAAAAGAUAGCAAAUCACCAUCUUCUAGCUCCUAGACCACCUUCUAGCACUGAGCAUAGAACAAGUCUAUUAGCCAGUUCCAGUUCACUCUCGCCUCACCGUGAACCGCGAACCUGCGUCCUUAGAAAGAUUGCCGAACGGACGCCUCUUCAACGGCUUCUGGAACAUCUUCUCAGAUCAAUGGAGAAACGGGAUCCCCAGCAAUUCUUCGCUUGGCCCGUUACCGACAAUAUUGCUCCUGGAUACUCCCAGAUUAUCACGAAUCCCAUGGAUUUUAGCACUAUAAAACAAAAGAUUGACGACAAUAACUAUCAAAAUUUAAGUGAAUUCGUAAAUGAUUUUAGACUGAUGUGCGACAACGCGACGACCUACAAUCAUCCUGAUACGAUUUACUUCAAAGCUGCCAAGAAAUUGCUUCACGUUGGUCUGAAAAUGGUCACUCCUGAGAAAUUGAGACAAUUACGACCAGUAUUGACGUAUAUGCAUGAUAUUUCAAAAGAUGAACUUGGUUUUGAAUUAGGCGUCGAGGAUCCUAACAAUCCAGAUGUCCUGGUGACUGAAGAACAGAUUGAGAAAGAACGAGAGCAGGAGGAACGUAAUGAAGAGGCCGAGGAACUGCGCAAAGAGAAUCAGAGGAAAAUGAGAUUGGCGAGCUUGGGUAAGUUCGAAGCAAUCCCGGAUGAUCUCACGCCCGAAGAGAUCUUAAAGCAAGCGAAAGGAGCGGCUAAGAGUGCUUCUGAGAAACUUAGUCUGAAACGCGUUAACUCAAAGAUGGGUUUCCUGAGGCAGAAGAAGGACGGUACUACGAGUUUGCAAAUUAUAGUACCUGGAGACGGUGUUAUUCCUGGGACUAAUCAGAGGCCGGUAUCUCUGGGUCAGCUAAUAGGAAAACUUAACCACGGAACAGGCGCGCUUGCCGGGUUCCGUGAGGAUAGAAGAAAUAUGUCAAAACCAGUGAAACCUUUGUACUAUGGAGCUUUUGGUUCUUAUGCUCCAAGUUAUGAUUCAACCUUUGCUAAUCUUACCAAGGAAGAGACUGACUUGGUGUAUCAAACUUAUGGAGAUGAUACAGCUGUUCAGUAUGCAGAGUCGAUAUUGGAUUUUGCCAAGGAUUGUGACUAUACUUUAACCAUGGUGGACGAUCUGUUAGACAUUUUAACCAGUGGCGAUCAUCGAAAGACUAAGAAGUUCUUGGAGGAGCAGCGCAGACUUCGUGAGGAAGAGGAGAAGAUAAAACAUCUAUUGGAAAAACCACUUCAAGAUGUUAAUAGAAAUAUCCCACCGGUAGACAAAGUAAAGGUUGACAUGGACCAAUUGAAGAGUCUUUCUGACUUGGGCAUCGAUGUAAACUUUUUGGAGAAUCUAGAGGAGGAGUUGAAGUUGACAGAAGAACGUGCAGUUCUUCAAAAUCGUCUAGAUGAUACUUCCCAAAUGUUAGGUCGUCUAAGACAAGCGCAACACGAGCGCCUAUCAGCGCCACCUCCAACGCACUUGUCAAACAUUUCAAAACCCCAAGACACCGAAAUGAUCCUAGCAGAGAAGAUCACGGACAACCUAGCUGAUAUAGCAAAGAAACUUCCUCCAUCAGCUAUAGCUCCUGUAGAGGGUCUACGAAGAGCAAUGGGUAUUGCACCUAUUGGCGGCCCUGAGCCAAUGGACGUCGAUCCAAUAACUCAUAAUUCAGCAAUUGGAACGGAGAAUCCUUUGAUGCCAGCGAAUAACGCUAAUCAGGUUCCCCAGAAUAUAUUACCCACGCCCACACCUAUUCAACCUGGUACCUUGCUCAACGUUACGACUCAGCAAAAUCAAACCAUCAGUAUAGUAAAUGCAGGACAACCUCCAAUUCAAAUACAGAUUGGUAUGCAGCAUAAUCAAUCCAAUACUCUAUUGAGUGCAGUGGAAGCCUCUGCAGUACCGGAUCUCGAAUCUGAACUUCGUGAAUUCCUCGAGAGUGAUCCCACACUAGGACACUCGCCACUACACGAUGAUAAGACUCUAGAGGAUAUAUUAUCGGAGUCGUAACCCAUAGACUCGGACAAUGGCUCGCUGUAAUCUAAAUCUCUAGACUUAGGCUAGGCUGUACAUUUUAAUAUUUUAGAUAUAUGAAGGUCACCUUCAGAAACUAAUCAAUAAAGAAACUUCGAGUGUCCCGCAA
Cephus cinctus (wheat stem sawfly) is the source of this 3064-nucleotide messenger RNA. RefSeq names its product bromodomain-containing protein 7 (gene Brd7-9). NCBI's taxonomy places the organism in Eukaryota, Metazoa, Arthropoda, Insecta, Hymenoptera, Cephidae. Gene Ontology annotation, cellular component: nucleus. The transcript has 4 exons. The coding region runs from base 694 to 2931 and encodes 745 amino acids. The record is from RefSeq and is a predicted model, not a curated record. Gene Ontology annotation, biological process: regulation of transcription by RNA polymerase II.